AUGCUGUGCCGCACUGGAAGUCUGUAGACGUACCCUUGUCGGUUUUUGAGUCGGCGCGCUGAUUGACUGCGCGCAUCUGUCUACUCCUACUGACGCCGAGUGCUGCUCAGGUGAGGCAGAGCAGGUACACAGACGCAGACACACGAGGAACACACAGGCAGGCGAAGAGGCGCAGAGAGGCCGGUGGAGGAAGGCCAGUCUGUCCAUAGAUGCGGACAGCCCUGCAUUCGUCUGGGAUCUGUGCGUGUCUGUGUGUUCAGGUGAGGUCGUUUGGCUCACCGAUGGCGACUCCACUUAUCAAGAAGGAGGAGGAGGAACACAAGGAGGGCAUCCAGUCUGGUGCCGGCGACGGCGGUGCGGCUGCUUCCGACCAACCAGCUGCGGCUGCUGCUAUUGGUGAUGGUGAUGCGGCUGCCUCCGAGCAGGCGGCUGCCGCUGCCGAUCCACCGCCCUCCACUGGUCAGCGCGGCAGCAGCCGACAUCACAGCAACGGGGGAGGUGAUGACGAGGGCAACGAUGGCCGCGGUGCCGAGGGGAUGUCGUGUGGCUCAGGAGGUGGGUGAGCUGGGGUGGGCUGCAUUGCAUUGCAUUGCACGUGUGCAUUACUAUCUUCGCACGUGUGCGUUCCGUUCAGGUCAUGAUGUGGCAGUCGAUGACGAAGACAUGAGUGAGGCGGCCGACAAGGGAGAGCAAGUAAGACAGAGCGCCACAUAGUCUGCAUGUCCGCCUGCCCUUCUCUCCACGUGUAUCACAUCACAUCAGGAUCCUGACAACGCUGGCGAGCCUCCACGCCACACGCAGAGAGGCCGUAAGUCACCGCAGCACCACCAUCACAGCAGCACCACACAGCCGACCCACCCACUUUCCGUUCUCUGGAUGUAUGCCGUUGUGUGCAGGCAAGGUCGGCAGUGGCCGGGGGGCUGACGACGCGGACGAGGAGGACAGCGAGGAGGGCGACACCGGCAGUGACGACCAGGACAAUGGCAACAAGGCCUACAAUGUGAGCGAGCGAAAUGCACCGCACCCGUCACUCACUCAUCCACUGCUCGCCCAUCUUGUCAUUUUGCCUGUCAGACCAAAAGGGCUCUGAACGAGUUCUUCGACAUCCUGAGGACUAAAUGUCUCGACAAGGACGAGGAACACCCACUGGGCAUCAGUGUUCGGAUGAGCGGCAGGGACUUCCCAGGCAUCCAGGUGCAGCUCAGCCGCUCGGGGGCCAAACCUCUUUCCAAGUACGUCUCCAUCACGAGGGGUGGCACUCGCCAGGCUGUGACGAUUGCAAUCGGGAUCCGCAAUGCUGAGUUCGCCAAGCAUGACAUCCCGCCGCUCGAGGGCUGGGAGGAGGUGCUGGAGAAGCAUCGCUUUCCAGACGAUGAGGUGGGCGAGAGAAAGAGGGCUGGAGAGGGGCGACAAGGACGGGACAGCAACACAGUGUCAUGUGCACGAAAUGUGUGUGUGUCAUGCCCUCUUCCAUGCAGCGCAAGCACCACAAGAAGUCCAAGCGCAACCCGAGUAAGACAGCACCCCACAUAGGCACGUCAUCAUGUGUGAAUGCGCGCGUGUGCGUCCAUCAGGUGCCGCAGCCGCGGCAGCGGGCGGGGGCAACAAUCGCCUUAAGCAGAAACGCCGUAAGGCAGCACAGCAACAGGCAGGUAGCGCAUUGGUUGUCCGGUCAAACCUGUGUGUGUCGGUGUGUGCAGACAAGGUCGGCAGUGGUGGCGGGGCUGACGGCUCUGAGGAGGAGGACAGUGAGGACAGCGAGGAAGGCGACACCGGCCGGCACAAUCGCAACAAGGCCUACGUGAGCGAACGAGAUGCACCACACCCGUCUCUCAGUGACUCACUGUUCGUCCAUGUUGUCACCAGGCCAAACUCUUCAAGUCUCUGCGAGAUUGUGUCGACAAGCUCAGCGGACUUUCAAAGUCCACGAUUCAUAUCUACGUCUACCACAACCAGCCCACGCAGCGACCGUUCGUCAGGGUUGACAUGGGCAGUGGAAAAGACAGGGCCUACCGGUCCUUCCACAUUGGGGGGUGCGAUGGCGGUGCCCGUGGCGCUGUGAAGGCAGCAAUCAAGCUCCGCAAUCAGCUGGCCACUCAGUUCGACAUCUCGCCGCUCGAGGGCUGGGAGGAGGUGCUGGACAACCAUCUCUUUCCGGACGAUGAGGUGCGCGAAAGUGAGAGGGUGGGGGAGGGAGGGGCAACGAGGAAGAGACAGCUGUUUCUGUCAGGGCCAGGCCGAGCCACCUGCAGCAGCUGCGGCCGCCGCGGCCGGUCCCUCAAAUGCUCACAACUACGGCAAGCGGAAGGGGCGGGGCAACACCAAACGGGCCAAGAGGCGCCGUCGAGGUACGGUGACUAUGGCUGACUGACCGACACAUUGCGGUCUCCCGUUAUGUGGUCCGUUCUCUGGGUGUGUGUUGGUGUGUGCAGGCAAGGUUGACUCUGAGGGUGAGGACAGCGAGGAGGCUGACACCGACAGUGAGUGCGCCGACGACUCCGAGGAGGGGCGUGACGAGGUGGGCGGGCGAAUCCACCCAUCCAUCACACACUCACACACCGUCCGCGCAUGUUGUCAUUCUGCCUGUCAGGCCAGGGAGUCCAUGUCUGCCCUCUUCAAGAAACUGAGGAGACAGUGUCUCAACGGGCCCCAUCCACUGGGCAUCAUUGUUUCUAGUGGCUUCGAGCAACCGUUGAGCGUCCAAGUAAAGCUUUGCCGCUCGGGGGCCACGUUCAAGAAGACCAUCGGCAUCAAGAGGUGCGGCGCUCGCCGCGGUGUGCGGAGGGCCAUCGAGUUGCGCAACGCUGAGUUCGCCAAGCACAAGAUCCCGCCGCUCAACUGCUGGGAGGAGGUGCUGGACAAGCAUCGCUUCCCAGACGAUGAGGUGGGCGAGAGAAAGAGGGCUGGGGGAGGGAGGGGCAACAGGGAUGGUGCGAUGUCAAUCAAUGGUCUGUCUGUCUGUGUCAGGGCCAGACCGAGCCACCUGCAGCAGCAGCAGCAGCAGCCGCGGCCGCCGCGGCCGGCCCCUCAAGUGCUGACAACUACGGCAAGCGCAAGGGGCGGGGCGGCAAAGCGGACAGACGCGUCAAAAAACGGCGCCGCACAGGUACACACGGUCGCCAAGAGGGAGGAGGGGGCUCAUACGCGAGUGACAUAUGCCGGCCAUAUUCUCUUUCCUCUUUUUUUUCCAACCACUGAUGAGCGCCGUUCGCCCUCUCCCUCCCCGCCCAAGCAGCACAACAAGCCCAAACUGAGGCCACGUAAGACGGCACCGCACACAAAGAGACCAUACCAUACAACCGAUCGGCGUCUGUUUAUGUAUGUCUGCACCUACCAGGCAAGAGCAACACGGAGAGCCACGCAGGUGGCGCUGCUGCUGCUGCUGCUGCUGCUGCGCCCGGCUGCAAAAAGGAGCGCAAGCACAAGGCCAAGGACCGUUCCUCCCGAGGCAAGAUGACAAUUCAUGGAUCUAUCGCACACUCGUCCGUGGCGCUGACUUACUUGUGUUGUGUUGUGUUGUCAGCCCCUCGUGUGCGUGAGGAUUGCCAUGAUGGCCCGCCAGCUGUCGGCAGCGUCGGCAGCAUCAAGCAGGAGGCAGGUGACGGGCAAGGUGGUGGUGAUAGCGGUGGUCCGGCGGGCAUUCGGGGCGGCAUGGGGGCAGGGUUGGCGCCCGGCAACCAAGGCGGCAUUCCUUUCAUCGACCUCGAGUCGGACAAAGAAGACAACAACCAAGGGGCGAACGAGCCACCUGGUAAGGGGAACGGAGAGACCACCGACGGGCGCGUCUGCACAGUGUGAGUGUCAAUGCUGUCUGUCUCAUAAGGUGGUGCUGGGGCGGCUGCUGCCGCUGCCGCUGCCGGGGCUGGAGGUCGCGUCAAGAAGGAGGAGAAGGGUCGGUCAGCCAGCACGCACGAAGCACACUGCCACACCUGCAUAUAUCUCUCUCUGUGGACGGAGCAGGCGGCAUUUCCACGUACAAGACGGUUGCGCUGUCCCAACUGAGUACCAAGGAUAUCGUGGCCAUAUUUCGACAGCAUAAGGGACUGCGGGACCUGACGAAUGUCAUCGAGGAGGUGGAUGAGCGAAUGCGGUGCUGCAAGCACCCAUAUGUGUGUCUGCCGAUGCCGUCUGUGACUGCAGGACGAGGUGGAUGGCGAGACCCUUGCCCGUUGCGUGGGUCUCAAGGCGAGCGAUGCGAGCAUGGAGCUCCAGCACCUCUUCAAGAAGGGCAAGGUGGCGUCCAUUGUCAGCUGGAUCGAAAGCAUCGACACGAAUGCGGUCAGCAAGAACACGUCAAAAAGGAGGGAGGGAGGGAGGGGAAGGACCAGCGUGGUUCAUUGUGUCUGUUUGGCUCAUCCAAAUGUGCAGGUGCGUGUGCCAAUCCCGUAGAUCAUGUGCAGGCGACAGACGCCCGGGCAAUGACAGUACGUGAACGAUGGAUGACUGACGGCCGUUGUUGGAUGUUUGUUGUUGCUGUCAUCAUGCUGCAGGGUGGGUGGCUGCGGUGCUGUCGGUUCGGCGGCUCGAUCAGUUGUCGUUUUUUGACAAGAGGGGCGGAGUGUCAUGUGGGUUCACACAUACAUGUAAAGGUACAUGCGUGGAUAUGCAUGACAGGGCGUGGCUGUUUAUGCGUGUGUGUACCCGGAUGAUUCAUCGUAAGUAAGUAGGUUUAAGGUCGUCAUGUGAGUUGGUUCUCCAUACGUAUCCAUCGCAUUUUUGCCCCUCUCUAGGCAUUCCAUUUGCCUCCUUCCUGGUCGACCAUCCAUCACUAUGGGGUUCGUGUGGACGGUCAGCAUCUGCAUGAGCGUCAUUCCACUCGUGUGUAUACUGUCUUCGUACCCGAUAUGAGUGUAUAUAUACACCGUGUCAAUUGCAUACCUUCGUUCCUAUCUGUUCGUGCAUGCCUCGGUGUGGCUGAGUCCGGCUGGCUGGCUGACGGUGUGUCUGUCUGUCUGCAUUUGUUGGAUGCGUGUGCUCUGUCUGGGGGUCCCGGCGGCCUUACAGUGUGCUGACUGGUGCGUUGCUGCCGGCAUGUGCCAAUGAUGUAUGUGUGAGCUGUGUGUAUGUGCCUGACGGGAUCAGACAGCCAAACAGCCAAGUCCAUGUGUUCGUUUGUGUUGUGCCUGCCCAUGGCUGUGAGAUACCCUUUUGGCGUCGUUGCAGUGCUCCAUGCUUCCCCAGUGCAGCUGAAUACGAACUCUUGGCGUCGUUUCGACGUGCGGUGAAAAGAUCC
Vitrella brassicaformis is the source of this 5233-nucleotide messenger RNA. Lineage: Eukaryota; Vitrellaceae. The record is from the annotation of a GenBank genome assembly.